AUGUUCAUCCCGAUAGGAAUCCCAGGAUGGCUAUUCUUGGGUGGAGAGGCUAUUUAUAGUAUUCUGGCGCUUCAGAAUGGGUGGCAGCCGCAAAUUGGUCAUGCCGGCCAUCUUGGUGGCACGGCAUUUGGCGUCUUGGCUGGAAUUUUGAGUAGAAGAUUCGGCUUGAACAUGCGGGCGUUCUCAUGA
Molecule: messenger RNA, 189 nt
Organism: Sclerotinia sclerotiorum 1980 UF-70
Lineage: Eukaryota; Fungi; Ascomycota; Leotiomycetes; Helotiales; Sclerotiniaceae
Exons: 1
Coding region: 1-189 (62 amino acids)
Source: RefSeq, a predicted model, not a curated record